Prorocentrum cordatum is the source of this 2271-nucleotide messenger RNA. Lineage: Eukaryota; Dinophyceae; Prorocentrales; Prorocentraceae. The record is from the annotation of a GenBank genome assembly.
CGUUUUUCUGUAGCUUCGAUUUUGGCAUGCAAGCUUCGUGCCAGAACAUCGUUGGACCGUGGAAUCAGUUAAUCAAGUGCGAAGUACUGUGUGCGAGAAAAACUGGGGAGUCAGCCUUCUGCAGACUCCGAAGUGCGGCUUGCGUGAAGAUAGAGUAUCGUAAUCGUUUCGGCUUGAUGUAUGUAUUCGACCUCUUUACUCGUGCUAGAAAUUUAGGCAUCCGUGAAAGGGCUCGAUCGGUACUGGAGUGGUGGUGGGUUGCCUUGGGUUUUUGCUGAAGCUGAGGAGUCCACUCAAUCAGACAGCAAAUGGCGAGCCUGAAGGAGGUGCUCGCGGCACGUCGCAAAGCAUGGACAUCGUCUGAGAUACUCACCCUGGAAGAGGCAGAACAGCUUCGGCCAGAAGCAUGCUCCAGCAAAGCUGCCUGUCCACACUCCAGCCAGAGUGCUGGUGUGCGCAUCUUCCUCGGGCCUGGGCGCGACGCGCAGAACUUGGAGCAGUUGCGCGCGCACAACGUAACCCACAUUCUGAAUUGCGCCGACGACGUGCCCAACUACCACGAGACAGCAGAACCGAAGAUCGUGUAUGAGCGCUUGGAAAUCGUUGACUUUGGGAACGAUGCGGGCAGUGGUCGCACUUUCAGGAUGGCCAUCGAGUUCUGCAGAAGCGUCUUACUGGAGUCGUGGCAAUUAGGAAAUGGUGCAGGUGAUCCUGGUGAUUCUGGGUUGUACUGCGAUUUCGCGAGACGGCCUGAUUUAGAUUCCGGGGUCAAGCGAGGUGGUAGUGAGUCGGUGAGUGCAGAUCCAGAUGCGACUUUUGAAGGGAGUGAGCAGGAUGCUUCACGAGCCGACGCUGAGCACCCUGAUCAAUCCUCUGAGUCUCGUGGUGCUUGUUCCGACCAGCGAGUGGGAGCUAUGACCAGCAGCGCCAGUCUUUCGGCGAGGGAGGCAGAAUCAUCCUGCGACGGUAGCCUGGUCACAGACCCUCUCGCGAGCGCAGGUCGCUGCGCGAUCCUGAUCCACUGUGCUAACGGGAGUAAUCGCAGCGUCACCGUCGCGUGCGCUGUCUUGAUGGCGCUGCGAAAUCUGAGAUUGAAUGACGCGUGGGAGGUAAUCAAAGCGCGCCGGCCUCAGGCUCUACCGCUGCAGGACAACCAGCAGCAGUUGCUGGAGUUCGAUAAGAAAUUAUUUAGGGUGUCUCAGGCAAGUAUGACGAAGGCAGACUUCUACAGGCGGGCGAAUAGUGACCCUGCAUCUGCUGGGUCUGGUCGCCCUUGAGGCUUCCUGAGCCGAGGAAAUUGCCAGCAUGACGUGACUCUGUUACACAAUGUGUGAGUGCGCUGCCGUGCGGUAUGCCGAAAAAGACUGAAUUUCGACGAUUUCGGGCACCGUUAUGCUGCCAUCCGAUGUUUUGCCACUUGGAGGUCGAGGUGACCCUACGCGCGCUUUCUCACGCGGUGAUCGGGAGACCGUGCAUGCAGAUGACCGCUGGCGUGGAAGAGCCAUCCUAAACAGGGAUUGCGGAAUCAAUGCAACUGCGUUUGCAUGAGACCUCGGCGCUUGCUAACGAUAUCAUCAAAGGGAUACAACAGGGCGCAUCGUGUCAUCGCUGAGUCGACGCACAUGAGGUUUCGAGCGUUCUUAUCGAAACGAUCGACCAGCCGUGGUUGCUACAUGUCAGCUGCGCUGACCUGCUGCUGUGGCUGUUUCUGGUUGCAACGUUUUUCCCUGUGACAUCGCCACUGCCACCGGUUCUGUUGGUUCCGGCUUGUUCACUCUAGGUCACCCGCCGGGGCAUGAAGAUAACCCAGUUUCGGAGCCCGUGCAAGAGAGUAGUCGUCUUCGAGAGGCCUGUUCGAGGACGCCGAGAUAUCUGCCUUUCGCGCUGCGCAAAUCACGAAGUUUGGUGGGAUAGCCUACUGCAAGCUGCCCAAUCAGUGCCUGCGCGUGUGCCGUCUCCUGCAUCUGUGCCUGUUGGUUCCGUCCGCUUCGGCACUCGCAUGGCCUCUCCGGCAUUUCGCAUGUGCAUCCGUGGUCUCGGUGCUGGACAUUCUGCUGGAGAAGUGUCCAGCACAACGGCCUUACGUAACAUGCCCAGCCGAUGCCGACCCUUUUCCCCCUCCCAUCUUUCGAGUAGGAGAUCGACUUCAGCAUCGAUUUACCCCGAAACGGACAUGCUUGUCGAACCUGUCAAUCAGUUACGUAGAAUAUUCGUAGAUUUGGGAACUUGCUACGUGUUUUUCUUUUUCCAAACCAUCGUGUUGGAUCCUCG